This is a messenger RNA of Amphiprion ocellaris (clown anemonefish), 3193 nucleotides long. RefSeq names its product tetratricopeptide repeat domain 12 (gene ttc12). NCBI's taxonomy places the organism in Eukaryota, Metazoa, Chordata, Actinopteri, Pomacentridae. Bases 100 to 2199 code for a protein of 699 amino acids. Gene Ontology annotation, molecular function: protein binding. The record is from RefSeq and is a predicted model, not a curated record. The transcript has 21 exons.
UGAGACUUCAGUGGGAAAAGUACAUUUUGCGUUCAGCUGAGACAAAAUAAAUCCACCGAGAUUAUGAAAUAAUAAAAACAGGCUUAAAAGGACAAACCCAUGAUGGAGAAACUUGAAGACCUCGAGAGUUUUUUGUCGAAUGUUGACAAAAUAAGUCAGCUAGUGGAGCAUUUAAGGUCCUCCGAUGUCGAAGUCCAGCAAAAAGCAUUGGCAGACACUGAUUGCUACAUUGCUACCUUGGAUGAACCCUGCAGAACAAAAGUCAACAAGACUACAAUCAACACUAACCCACCUCUCCAACCUUCCUUGACUACACAGAAUGACAGUCCAGAGAAUUUCAUGGAGAUCAUGGAGAGAGAUGCUGAAGACAGAAGAGUAAGAAGAGCUGCAAAAGUGAAAAAGGCUACUGCUCUCAAAGACAAGGGCAAUGAAGCAUAUGCUAAAGAAGACUAUGAAACUGCUGUGAAGUAUUACAGUGACGGCUUAGCUGAACUAAGGGACAUGCAGCCACUGUACACCAAUCGAGCACAAGCCUACAUCAAACUGGGAAAGUACAAGGAGGCCAUCAGUGACUGUGAAUGGGCCCUAAAGUGUAAUGAGAGGUGCAUGAAGGCUUAUCUACACAUGGGCAAAGCAUAUCUGGGAUUGAAGAAAUAUAAUGAGGCAAGAAACUGCUUUGAAAAGAUACAGGAAAAUGAACCCAAGAAAGAAAAGCUGGUGAAAGAAUACCUGACCCAGGUAGAUUUGGAAGAAGAGCGAGACAGUCAGGAGAUGAAUGCGAUGCAAGAGUUUGAUAAGGGAGAGAGGACGGCCACAAUAGUGCCCCAGCUGCUGGAGAAGCUGUCAAGGCCCGGACAGAUGCACCUCUUCUACUGUGGAGGACUGGAACUUCUGUCACAAGCAAUUACUGACAGUACAGGGCAGACCCUUUUCAGACUGAACAAUGGCUUUAGUAUCAUCAGCAGCAAUGACACAGUGAGGAGUUGCCUGCUGCAGGAAACAAAUGAUCCAGAUAGUGAUGAGUUGUGUGCGUCUGUUCUGAAAUUAUGGAGGCUUAUUUGCUGUGGAAAUGAUGAAAACCAGAAGCUGUUGAUGGCAUGUCCAGUCUCCAGACAAUCUAUUGUUCAGCUCUUAACAUCAGAGCAUGCUUCAGUCAGGAACGAAUGCCUGACAUUACUAUAUUUGUACUCACAGAUGCCACACAGCAGAUGUUUGGCCAUUGACAACUUGAAUGUGCACAUGUUAGUGAGGAACCUCAUGGCGUGCAUCUCAGAGCCAAAACAGCAGCAGGACAACACAGCGGUCAACAUUCUGGAGAACUUUGCAGCAGAAAACAGAUUUCACAUUCAUGUACGAAAUAUGCUGGAUGACUUUGUUGUUGUGCCAUUUACAACAAUGCUGAGAAAUAUCAGCAAGUCCAAUCACCUUGUCCUUCCAUCACUGAUAUCGGUUCUUGGCUCUCUGGCUCGAGAUGGCAUCAUUCAUCACAGACUUGCUCAUGACCCAGAAUGUUGGAAGGCCUUUCUGCUUGCCAUUAGGCAGUGCAGUGCAUCUGAAUACAAAGAUAUCCUUUAUCCUUUACUUGGCUUGAUCAUCAACCUUUCAGCUAUCACUUCUCCGGUCAUCCAGGAGCUUGCUGUUUCACUCUGUGACUGCUGUCUGAGCCUGCUGAAGGAUAGUGAUGGAGGAAUCAUAACUAGAGCCGCAGGUGUGCUGAGUGCUGUCCUCCCUCAGUCCUCUGAAGCCAUUGAGCAUGUUAUUCAGAGGGAAGUGGUCCGGACCCUGCGCUGGCUGCUGAAGGGAACAGGGCAGACUGCCACUAAGUAUGCCAUUAAGAUUCUGAUAGUGUGUACUGCUGCCAGUCACUUGGCACGGGAGGAGCUGCUGAAGUCUGAUAAAAAACUUUCCAUUUUACGUCAUUUGCUGAGUUCCAGCUGUGAUGAGAUGGUGUCAGGAAAUGCAGCCCUGUGCUUGGCCCACUGCCUUGAGUUGGAAGGAGUUGCCAGCCGCCUGCUGGGAACUGAUAUUGUGCUGCUGCUGCUGCGACACGCUGCAGGGGACUCAAAAAGGACAGCUGUGCAGCGAAAUGCAGCGAUUGCUCUUGGGAAGCUGUGUCGAUCAGAGCCCAGACAUAUGAGCAAACUGCGAGAACUACAUGGCCUUGAGAUCCUGCAUUCCUGUGUGAAACUCAUCUCGUGAACCAGUGGUAAUGGGUUGUUUGACAUGUUUUGUAAUCUCCUUGCUUGACAUCAGUCUUGUUUUCAUGUGUUCUGUUUUAUGUGUAGAGGCUUUCUAACCUAUUGGUUAAAAGCAAAAUUCACAAGAAAUAUUUGUGUCUUUUUAAAGACCCUGUCCGAUGAAAGUAUAUCUUUUUUGCCUUGUUAACAUGUCCACAUGUCCAUAUGGUGUUUUUUAUAUGCUGAAAGACACAUCAUAAGCAAAAUAAGCAGCUGAAACCAUGGCUGCAAAUUUGUACUCAAACUGCAGCGUAGCAAAAUGACAAUCUCAAAAGCACAGAUUCAGAUGUCUGGUGUCUCAUAUGAAAGAAACCUAAAGAACCGAUCCUGUGAACUUGCAGGGCGGAACUUUCCGUAUAAUUAUUCUUCUUCAGAAUUGGUUUCCAUUUUGAACAUGUUUGGCUGAAUUACUUUGAUAUUCCAACCUGCUGUUGUGUAGCCUACAGUAGUUUUACUGUGUUUAAGCCGAGUCGUAGGGGAGUUGAUGUGCUCCAAUUACAGUGAACGGAGAAAGGGUCAGUGAGGAGAGAAGUGUUUAUUUAAUCUGUACAUUUGAGGAAAAACCCAUAGUGGAGAGCGAAGAUAGAUUGUUCUCAUGGAAAAAAACUAAAUAUGUAACACCAAGAAUGGUUUCUGGGGAUUUAAUCAAUGACUAGACAUGGACUUAAAACUCUCAUGAUUAAUUUUAAUUCCAAUGUGGAUUUUGUGGUUGUUAAAGCUAAGUGUGACUUGAGAAGAAUUAAAGAUUUAUUACAUUUGAAAAAGAUACUGCUCCUAAUUGCUUAAUCUACAUACAGAAGGUCAUAAACAUAAGCAGUGUUCUUGCUUGUCCUUAUUUUUCAUGCCCAUGUGAAUUUAUACAGGUAAUUACUACGAAUUCAUGCAAAUGGAGGGGAAAGUGCCUUUAGUUUUAUCAUCACCACUUGUCUGUAAUUAAAUUAAAAUAUUAUUUUGAA